Molecule: messenger RNA, 441 nt
Organism: Phytophthora sojae
Lineage: Eukaryota; Oomycota; Peronosporomycetes; Peronosporales; Peronosporaceae
Exons: 1
Source: RefSeq, a predicted model, not a curated record
GCUAAGAGCUCCGUCGUGCCGGUGUACCGCAACUGGGUGGGACCUCGCUCCGUCCAAGGCGACAGCGCAUGCUGGCGUGAGGCGCACGUUAUGAAGAAAUGCCCCUCGAACUACGACCGCAACGAGAAGACCAACACGUGCUGGGCCGAAUGCCCCAUUGAGUUCCCAGUGGAGUGCGGCAUGGAGUGCAUCCGCCAGAACGACGACUGCGGACGCGAGGUACUCUACAAGGUCGGCUCCGUGUUCAACGUCGGCAUCAACGGCGUCAUGGACAACUGGUUCGGCAAGUUCUCGGAAAUGGCCAAGGGCGUGCGGACCGCCGUCAUGUGCUCCUGCAUGAUUGUGGGUGAGCUCCGGGCACUUAACCGCUACAUCCGCUCCAUUAAAGCUGCGGACCCCGAGGCGUCUCAAGACAAGAUCAUGGCGCAGCUCUAUCAGUCG